This is a messenger RNA of Drosophila kikkawai, 2938 nucleotides long. RefSeq names its product Nuclear cap-binding protein subunit 1 (gene Cbp80). The record is from RefSeq and is a predicted model, not a curated record. NCBI's taxonomy places the organism in Eukaryota, Metazoa, Arthropoda, Insecta, Diptera, Drosophilidae. Gene Ontology annotation, cellular component: nucleus; nuclear cap binding complex. Gene Ontology annotation, biological process: mRNA export from nucleus; nuclear-transcribed mRNA catabolic process, nonsense-mediated decay. Gene Ontology annotation, molecular function: mRNA binding; RNA cap binding; protein binding.
GGUCUGCGCACCUCUAGUCGCUGGCAAAAAAAAGAACGAAGCGCCGCAUCCGCUGGAAAAUUGUUCCAAAAAGCCAUUCAAGAGUUGACACGGGUCAAGAGAGCUCGCCUCCAACAGAGACGACACGUAGCUGACGCUGACCAUCAGCAACUCCCGAACUCCUAGCCAGGAGCAGCAGCAAAGACAGGCGCCGCCUCCCAGCCAGGAGGUAACCCAACAAAGCGUGCCGGUGGAACGAGGCAACAAGCGCAUUUUGGCAUUUUAGCAAAGGAAGCGCCAGCGAAGUGAAAGUCCCAGAGUAAGAGGUCCAUUAGUGCGGAAAGAUGAGUCGCAGACGGGCCCACGACACGGAGGACGAAAGCUAUGAUCAUCGUCGCAACAAGCGCCGCCGAGUGUCGGAGAACCAGGAGAUCGAGGACCGCCUGGAGUCGCUGAUUCUGCGCGUGGGAGAGCGCAGCACCUCGUCGGUGGAGUCGAAUCUCGAGGGACUUGUGUCCGUGCUGGAGGCCGAUCUGGGCACCUUUCGCCUGAAGAUUUUGCGCAUUCUGUCCGACUGUGCCGUGCGCAUGCCAGAGAAGUGCACAGUGUACACGACGCUGGUGGGUCUGCUGAACGCCAAGAACUACAAGUUCGGCGGCGAGUUCGUCGAUCACAUGGUGAAAACGUUCAAGGAGUCGCUGAAGAUGUGCCGCUGGGACGCGGCCCGCUACUCGCUGCGCUUUCUCGCCGAUUUGGUCAACUGCCACGUGAUCUCGGCCACCAGUCUGCUGCAGCUGCUGGACACAAUGAUCGAUGUGUCCAACGAAGAUACAGUGCCGCAGGUGCGUCGCGAUUGGUUCGUCUUUGCCGUCCUCUCCACGCUGCCCUGGGUUGGCCGUGAUCUGUACGAGAAGAAGGAGUCGGCGCUGGAGUCGCUCCUCCUGCGCAUCGAGGUAUAUUUGAACAAGCGCUCCAAGAAGCACCACAAUGCAUUGCGGGUGUGGUCAUCGGAUGCACCGCAUCCGCAGGAGGAGUACCUGGAUUGCCUGUGGGCCCAGAUACGCAAGCUGCGCCAGGACAACUGGGCGGAGAAACACAUACCGCGACCGUACCUAACCUUUGACACGGUUUUGUGCGAGGCACUGCAGCAUAAUCUGCCGCAAAUUGUGCCGCCGCCGCACCACGAUGCCUUCGAGUAUCCCAUGCCCUGGGUUGUCUACCGCAUGUUUGACUACACCGACUGCCCCGAUGGGCCCAAUCUGCCCGGUGCCCAUUCGAUUGAGCGUUUCCUGAUCGAGGAGCAUCUGCACCACAUCAUCGAGACGUAUCACCACGAGCGCAAGGACUGUGCCGCCCAGCUGCUUAGCUUUCCGUUCAAGCACAAGAUACCCCUGGAGUACUGCAUCGUGGAGGUGAUAUUCGCCGAGCUUUUUCACAUGCCAACUCCUCGCUACCUGGACAUUUGCUAUGGCUCCAUCCUGAUCGAGCUGUGCAAGCUGCAGCCGGCCACACUGCCCCAGGUGCUGGCUCAGGCCACUGAGAUCCUGUUCAUGCGUAUCGACUCGAUGAACACCUCCUGUUUUGAUCGCUUCGUCAACUGGUUCUCGUACCAUUUGAGCAACUUCAAGUUCACUUGGUCUUGGGACGAGUGGGACAGCUGCCUGCUGCUGGAUGCCGAGCAUCCGCGUCCCAAGUUCAUCCAAGAGGUGCUGCACAAGUGCCUAAGGCUCUCGUAUCAUCAGCGCAUCACCGAGAUGAUGCCCACCACAUACGCCAAGCUCAUCCCGCCCACGCCCGUGCCCAACUACAAGUAUGCCAACGAGGAGGCAGCCAAUUUGCCGGGAACAACGGUGGCCCAUCAACUGGUGGUGGCCAUCCGCCAGAAGUGCACACCCGAGGAGGUGGUCAACAUAUUGAAGGAGAUACCCAGCAGCGGGUACAGCGGCGAGGAGAUGUCCGAUGGCAGCUUUAAUGCCUUGAAAAUUGAUGUUUUCGUACAGACACUACUGAAUUUGGGCUCGAAAUCGUUUUCGCACAGCUUUGCGGCAAUUUCCAAAUUCCACACGGUAUUCCGUGCCCUGGCCGAAACGGAGGAGGCCCAGAUUUGUAUUCUGCACAACAUCUACGAGCUGUGGUCAUCGCAUCCCCAAAUGAUGGUCGUGCUGAUUGACAAACUGCUUAAGCUGCAGAUCGUUGACUGUUCGGCGGUGGCCACAUGGAUCUUUUCCAAGGAGAUGACCGGUGAAUUCACUAAGAUGUAUCUGUGGGAGAUCCUUCACUUGACCAUCAAGAAGAUGAACAAGCAUGUGAUCAAACUGAACACUGAACUGAGCGAGGCAAAGGACAAGCUAUCGAAGGCGGACUCCUCGUCCAGCGAUUCAGAGGAGGAUUCUUCGCACAAAAGGAAGAAGCCCAUCACGCAUGCCGACAAGCCAUCCGAGGAGGUUGUUGAGCGCAUGGAGGAGAAGCUGGAGGCGGCGAAUGUCAACCAGAAACGCCUGUUCCUCAUCGUCUUCCAGCGCUUCAUAAUGAUCCUAUCGGAGCAUCUGCUGCGCUCUGACACAGAUGGCCGUGAUCCGGACACAGACUGGUAUCGCUGGACAAUCGGGCGACUGCAACAGGUCUUCCUCAUGCAUCAUGAACAAGUUCAGAAAUACAGCAGCACUCUGGAGACUCUGCUCUUCACAUCCGACCUGGACACGCAUAUAUUGGAGGUUUUCCAACAGUUUGUGGCCCUGCGUGCCUGAAGGAGCCCUCACUGCUCACCUGAAAAAAGAAAAAACACCUCUCUUUAGUCUGUUCCAUUUUUCCCUUUCUUUUUUUGUACCUCUUUUACCGUAAUGAUUUUUGAAUGUGUAAAGUAGAGUCCCCUACAACACACCUAGCGAUACUUUUUUUGUAUACAAAAAACAAAACACAAAUAAAGUGAAGAGCAAGAAGGACACGAAAGUACAAAGCU